This is a messenger RNA of Lolium rigidum, 1726 nucleotides long. RefSeq lists its product as uncharacterized. Bases 13 to 1452 code for a protein of 479 amino acids. Lineage: Eukaryota; Viridiplantae; Streptophyta; Magnoliopsida; Poales; Poaceae. The record is from RefSeq and is a predicted model, not a curated record. The transcript has 4 exons.
CUUCUCUCUCUAAUGGCGCCACGCCGAGGCCCCAAAUCCGGGAAACCCUCGCCGGCGGGGUCGUGGGCCAUGAGCGGGCAGAAGCCACCCACCAACGUGGACUCCGCGACGGCGGCCGACGUGUGGCGCGGGUGCUGCAACCCGGACGGAGACCCGGAGCAUCUGCGUACGUACAUCCGCACCGAGCUCCUCCCCGCCUUCCCCGCCGUCGAGGCCGUCGUCCUCAGCGACGCCUACAUCAGUCCCAGCGCCGGCUCGCCGCCCAUCACCGCCUCCGUCUCCUACAUCCUCGAAGCGCACCCGGGGCCCUUCCGCUGCGUCCACCUCGUCUCCAGCAAGAUGGGCGCGCACCGGGCCCAGCUCGCCCGCUGGCUCGACCUCCUCGCCGCCAAGGGCGUCCAAGAACUCGUCCUCCUCAAUCGCCCGCUGCCGCUCGAUGUGCCCCUCCCUGCCACGCUCUUCAGCGUCACCACCCUCACCCGCCUCUACAUCGGCCUCUGGAAGUUCCCGGACGUGGGCAUGAUACCGCGCGGCACCUCCUUCCCCUAUCUCCGCGAGCUCGGCAUCUGCAGCGUCGUCAUGGAGGACGGAGACAUCGAGUCCGUCAUCGCCAGAAGCCCCGUCCUGGAGGUCCUGAGCAUCCAGGGAAACAACAAGGGGCUGCGCCUUCGCAUCGUCAGCCAGAGCAUCCGGUGCGUGCAAAUUUGCGGCUCCGUUCUGGAGAGCAUCACCGUGGUGAAGGCUCCACUUCUCGACAGACUCAUCCUGGAGGGACCUCGGGGCAACACCGGUGGCUUCAGCACCAGAGUCCUGAUUGGUGAUGCCCCCAAGCUCCACGCUUUGGGGAUCUUGGAGCCAGGAAAUCACAUUCUAGAGACCCGAGACAUCGUGGCUGGGAUAAAACCAACCUCACGCACCAUGCUCACCAGCGUCAAGACCCUGAGUUUGAAGGUGCGUUUCGGAAACCACAAUGACGUCAAGAUGCUGCCCACCUUCCUCAGAUGUUUUCCCAAUCUGGAGAAACUCCAUAUUACAUCUGGAAAAUGUGAUUUUGAAGCUGGCAGUGCCAGGCUCAACCUCAAGUUCUGGGAGUUGGCUAAACCCACCGAAAAUGUCAAGUCGUGCAUUAAGGUGUUGUCUUUCCGUGAAUUCCGGGGGGAGAUAGGUGAGGUUGCUUUCAUCAAGUUCUUCUUCCGGAAUGCGAGGGUCCUCGAGAGUGCAUCGAUUAGUAUGGCCAAUCCCAGCGUCACACCAUUUUGUACUGACGAGGCAUUUUCCAAAGCGUCAAAAGCUUCUGAUAAAACAGCCAGUAAAUCCGAGAUCAAUAUGGUGGUUCUUGGUAGCACAGGUCCUGAAGGAGGUAGCCUCUGGAACUUUAAGAAGGGAGCCGAUUACACUUUUGAUGACCCUUUCUCAGCAGUGCAGAUGCGUGUCACUAAAGAUGGAGAGUAAUCCUGCAAUAUCCGUGGCACUGUGGAAGUUUUCUGGAUGUCAAUGAUGAAGCAUUAUCCGUGGCACGGUGGAAGUUUUUUGGAUGUCAAUGAUAAAAUAGAAAUCCUGCAAUAUCUGAUUCGCUUGCUACCCAUGUCCUGACUUUGGUUGUAUUGCAUUGCAGACUUUGUGUUAAAUUCGUGCCCUGAUGUCUGGUGCGUAUUAGAAAUACUACUGACUGAUGGUUUGCUUGUGGUGCCUGUGUCUUCUAACUUCUCGGUAUAUGUUUCUUCCA